Molecule: messenger RNA, 1014 nt
Organism: Cylindrotheca closterium
Lineage: Eukaryota; Bacillariophyta; Bacillariophyceae; Bacillariales; Bacillariaceae
Source: the annotation of a GenBank genome assembly
AUGCCAAAGAUAGACCCUCUACUUGUACUGGUUACCUUAGCGGUAUCAUUUACCCUCAAGAACAAAUGUUGUUCUGCAUUCCUACCGCCCAUUCCAAUAAUUAAGCCUAUUGAAAGCAUCAUACCAAAUGUCUUAUUUGCAUCAACUCGAAAAAUAAAAACACCAUCGCAUCUGAAUCUUCAGCAUGAAAUCCAUUGGUUGGAUUCUGAAGCACGAGAAGUUAGCAAAGACGAGGACAUUCCAUUGGGGGAAUCGAUUGCAGAGGGAGAAUGCGUCCUCGCGAUACCCAAUGCCGUUAGCAGCGAUGAAUGCCAGAUGCUCUUUCAAGCAGCUUUGCAAGCACAGGACCGACGAGACACGGCUGCUGCUCGAGGCCGUAGCCGAUUUUCAGUGGCCGACCCUAACAAUUUUGACAACCCCAAUGUUGUUUUGACGUGUGAAGAAAUACUGCUACGAGUGAUCGACUACCUCGAAGAAGCCGCUCCAAGCAUCUACGAAACUCUCUUUGCUCCAGGUCCGAACUGGUGCGAAUGGCAACCGCUCAAUGCCCAACUGGAACAACCUAAAACACCGCCAGAUGACGAACUAUUUGAUGGCUUGAGAGAACUGUACGUUACUAGUCAACUGGAAUGGAGUGAAGGAGAACCUGCCAUUAACAUUUACGAAGCCGAUGGAUACUUUGGUUGUCACAAAGAUCACCUGGCAUUGACUGUAUUGGUACCUCUCCUCAACCCAGGCGAAAGCUUCUCGGGGGGAGGCACAGGUUUCUGGGCAGGAAAUCGAGAUACGAGUGAAAACCCGGGGACUCCGCCAACCAUUGUCCUCAAACCACCUGCCGGCACCGCACUGGUAUUUGGAGGCGAUGUCACGCAUUCGGGAAUGCCAGUAGAGCAGGGACUCCGAAGCGUACUAGUAUGCAGCUUCAGCACCAAAACAGCUGCCAGCAAUCCGGAUAGGUUGCAUGGGUUGCAUGCUCCACCAACAACGAGUGCCAACUUUAAGGGUACGUUGUAG